Messenger RNA from Antrostomus carolinensis (chuck-will's-widow), 6372 nucleotides. It is a transcript of the gene CHD4, whose product is annotated as chromodomain helicase DNA binding protein 4. Gene Ontology annotation, biological process: chromatin remodeling. The record is from RefSeq and is a predicted model, not a curated record. Lineage: Eukaryota; Metazoa; Chordata; Aves; Caprimulgiformes; Caprimulgidae. The transcript has 39 exons. Gene Ontology annotation, molecular function: chromatin binding; DNA binding; histone binding. Gene Ontology annotation, cellular component: nucleus; chromatin; NuRD complex.
AACAAUGCUAUUGCCCAGCAUCCAGAGCCUGAAGAAGAGCCAGAAGAAGAGCUUCUGUCAGAAGCUGAGACACCCAAAAUCAAGAAGAAGAAGAAGCCCAAGAAACUAAAGGAACCCAAAGUGCCCAAGCUCAGCAAGCGUCAGAAGAAGGAGCUGGGGGACAGCUCUGGUGAGGGGAACGAGUUUGUGGAGGAAGAAGAGGAGGUGCUGCGCUCUGACAGUGAGGGCAGUGAUUACACUCCUGGGAAGAAGAAAAAGAAGAAAUUGGGGCCUAAGAAGGAAAAGAAAAACAAAGCCAAGCGCAAGGAGGAGGAGGAAGAAGAGGAGGAAGAUGACGACUCAAAGGAGCCGAAGUCAUCUGCUCAGCUUCUGGAAGACUGGGGCAUGGAGGAUAUUGAUCAUAUCUUCACAGAGGAGGAUUACCGUACUCUGACCAACUACAAAGCUUUCAGCCAGUUUGUCAGGCCACUUAUUGCAGCCAAGAACCCUAAAAUAGCAGUGUCGAAGAUGAUGAUGGUACUGGGAGCCAAGUGGAGAGAGUUUAGCACAAACAACCCCUUCAAGGGAAGUUCAGGUGCAUCUGUGGCAGCUGCUGCAGCUGCAGCUGUUGCAGUAGUGGAGAGUAUGGUGACAAACGUGGAUGCUGUCCUGCCGCAGCCCCCUGUAGAUGUGCCGCUCAGGAAAGCCAAGACGAAGGAGGGCAAAGGACCCAAUGCCCGCCGGAAGCCGAAGGCCAGUCCUCGUAUUCCUGAUAUGAAGAAACCUAAAACAAAGAAGGUGGCACCUUUGAAAAUCAAACUGGGGGGAUUUGGUUCCAAGCGUAAAAGAUCAUCAAGUGAAGAUGAUGAUCUGGAUGUGGAGUCAGACUUUGAUGAUGCCAGCAUCAACAGCUACUCUGUUUCAGAUGGAUCUACGAGCCGUAGUAGCCGCAGUCGCAAAAAACUCAAAGCUGGGAAGAAGAAAAAGAAAGGUGAGGAGGACUCCACAGUGGCUGUGGAUGGCUAUGAGACCGAUCACCAGGACUACUGUGAGGUGUGCCAGCAGGGAGGAGAAAUUAUACUGUGUGAUACCUGCCCUCGUGCCUACCACAUGGUUUGCCUGGAUCCAGACAUGGAGAAAGCCCCAGAGGGCAAAUGGAGCUGCCCACACUGUGAAAAAGAGGGCAUUCAGUGGGAAGCAAAGGAGGAUAACUCUGAAGGUGAGGAAAUCCUGGAGGAUGUUGUGGGGGAUGCUGAGGAAGAGGAUGACCACCACAUGGAGUUCUGUAGAGUCUGCAAGGAUGGAGGAGAGCUGCUGUGCUGUGAUGCCUGUCCUUCAUCCUAUCACAUCCACUGUCUGAAUCCCCCAUUGCCAGAGAUUCCCAAUGGAGAGUGGCUGUGUCCUCGCUGCACUUGCCCAGCUUUGAAAGGAAAGGUGCAGAAGAUCUUGAUCUGGAAGUGGGGUCAGCCCCCAGUUGGCCCUCCACCUCCACGUCCACCUGAUGCAGACCCUAAUGCUCCUCCCCCGAAGCCUCUGGAGGGUCGGCCUGAGAGGCAGUUCUUUGUCAAAUGGCAGGGCAUGUCCUACUGGCACUGCUCCUGGGUGUCCGAGUUGCAGCUGGAGCUGCACUGCCAGGUCAUGUUUCGAAAUUACCAACGCAAAAAUGAUAUGGAUGAGCCACCCUCAGGGGACUUUGGAGGGGAGGAGGAGAAAAGCCGAAAGAGAAAGAACAAGGACCCCAAAUAUGCUGAGAUGGAGGAGCGCUUCUAUCGAUACGGGAUCAAACCUGAGUGGAUGAUGAUCCACAGGAUCCUUAAUCAUAGUGUGGAUAAGAAGGGGAAUGUCCACUAUUUGAUUAAAUGGCGAGACCUACCCUAUGACCAGGCAUCCUGGGAAAGUGAAGAUGUGGAUAUCCAAGAUUAUGACCUCUACAAGCAAGCCUACUGGAAUCACAGGGAGCUGAUGAGAGGUGAAGAGGGCAGGCCUGGUAAGAAGUUAAAGAAAGUGAAGAUGCGGAAACUGGAAAGGCCCCCUGAGACUCCCACGGUAGAUCCAACAGUGAAAUAUGACCGGCAACCAGAGUACCUCGAUGUAACAGGGGGGACCUUGCAUCCCUACCAACUGGAAGGACUGAACUGGCUGCGCUUCUCUUGGGCCCAGGGCACAGAUACAAUCUUGGCUGAUGAAAUGGGUCUGGGAAAGACUGUGCAGACAGCUGUGUUCCUAUAUUCCUUAUACAAAGAGGGCCACUCAAAGGGUCCCUUCUUGGUGAGUGCCCCGCUGUCCACAAUCAUCAACUGGGAACGAGAAUUUGAGAUGUGGGCCCCAGAUAUGUAUGUAGUGACCUACGUUGGGGACAAAGACAGCCGGGCCAUCAUCCGUGAGAAUGAGUUCACUUUUGAGGAUAAUGCCAUACGUGGAGGCAAAAAAGCAUCCAGAAUGAAGAAGGAGGCUGCUGUGAAGUUCCACGUGCUCCUCACUUCCUAUGAACUGAUCACAAUUGAUAUGGCCAUACUAGGCUCUAUUGACUGGGCCUGCCUCAUUGUGGAUGAAGCUCACAGGCUGAAAAACAAUCAGUCGAAGUUCUUCCGUGUGCUGAACGGUUACUCCCUCCAGCACAAGCUGCUGCUUACAGGAACUCCCCUGCAGAACAACCUGGAAGAACUGUUCCACCUGCUGAACUUCCUGACGCCAGAGAGAUUCCAUAACUUGGAGGGCUUCCUAGAAGAGUUUGCAGAUAUUGCCAAGGAAGAUCAGAUCAAGAAGCUCCAUGACAUGCUGGGCCCACACAUGCUGAGGCGUCUCAAAGCUGAUGUUUUCAAGAACAUGCCAUCUAAGACUGAACUCAUUGUCAGAGUGGAGUUGAGCCCCAUGCAGAAAAAAUAUUAUAAAUAUAUUUUGACAAGAAACUUUGAAGCACUGAAUGCACGGGGUGGUGGUAACCAAGUCUCCUUGCUCAAUGUUGUUAUGGAUCUGAAGAAGUGCUGUAACCACCCCUACCUCUUUCCUGUGGCUGCUAUGGAAGCUCCAAAAAUGCCAAAUGGCAUGUAUGACGGUAGUGCACUUAUUCGAGCCUCUGGAAAGCUGUUGCUGCUCCAGAAGAUGUUAAAGAACCUUAAGGAAGGAGGUCACAGAGUGCUCAUAUUCUCUCAGAUGACUAAAAUGUUGGACCUUCUAGAGGACUUCUUGGAACAUGAAGGGUACAAAUAUGAGCGGAUUGAUGGAGGAAUAACAGGGAACAUGCGUCAGGAGGCUAUUGAUCGCUUCAAUGCUCCUGGUGCUCAGCAGUUCUGCUUUCUGCUUUCAACUCGAGCUGGAGGUCUGGGUAUUAACUUGGCCACAGCAGAUACUGUGAUUAUCUAUGAUUCAGACUGGAACCCCCACAAUGAUAUCCAGGCCUUCAGUCGUGCACACAGAAUUGGACAGAACAAGAAAGUGAUGAUAUACCGCUUUGUGACAAGGGCCUCAGUGGAGGAGCGUAUCACUCAGGUGGCCAAGAAGAAAAUGAUGCUAACUCAUCUGGUAGUGAGACCAGGGUUGGGCUCCAAGACAGGCUCCAUGUCCAAACAGGAACUUGAUGACAUUCUCAAAUUUGGCACUGAAGAGCUCUUCAAGGAUGAGGCUACUGAGGGGGGUGAGUGCCUGGGAGUAGAACUGAAGGAGGUGGGGAGGUCUGGCUCCUGGUUCAGUGAGUGACUAGAGGUCUAGGGUGCAUUCUCUGUCCUAGUCCCUUGAGAUCCACACAGCAACUGUGCCUGUGCUCUUCCCUCAGGGGAUAACAAAGAAGGUGAGGACAGCAGUGUUAUCCACUAUGAUGACAAAGCAAUUGAGCGUCUGUUGGAUCGGAACCAGGAUGAAACAGAAGAUACAGAACUUCAGGGCAUGAAUGAGUAUCUCAGCUCCUUCAAGGUGGCCCAGUACGUGGUUCGUGAAGAGGAGAUGGGGGUGAAGGAGGUUGAACGGGAGAUCAUCAAGCAGGAGGAAUCAGUGGAUCCUGAUUACUGGGAGAAACUGCUGCGUCACCAUUAUGAACAGCAACAGGAGGAUCUGGCCAGGAAUCUGGGCAAGGGCAAACGCAUUCGCAAGCAAGUUAACUACAAUGAUGGCUCACAGGAGGAUAGAGACUGGCAGGAUGACCAGUCAGAUAAUCAGUCAGACUAUUCAGUUGCUUCUGAAGAAGGAGAUGAGGACUUUGAUGAGAGGUCUGAAGGUAAGUUCUGGUGAAGCCAGACAGCUCGUCGGCCUAGCCGCAAAGGCCUGAGAAACGAUAAGGAUAAGCCACUGCCUCCCUUACUUGCCCGUGUGGGAGGGAACAUUGAGGUCUUGGGUUUCAAUGCCCGCCAGAGGAAAGCCUUUCUCAACGCUAUCAUGCGCUAUGGAAUGCCACCUCAGGAUGCCUUCACCACUCAGUGGCUUGUUCGAGACCUCCGUGGCAAGUCAGAGAAAGAGUUCAAGGCCUAUGUCUCACUGUUCAUGCGCCAUUUGUGUGAACCUGGAGCUGAUGGUGCAGAGACCUUUGCAGAUGGGGUCCCACGGGAAGGUCUUUCUCGACAGCAUGUCCUUACUCGCAUUGGGGUCAUGUCACUUAUACGCAAAAAGGUACAGGAAUUUGAGCAUGUGAAUGGCCGUUGGAGUAUGCCAGAACUGGCAGAGAUAGAAGAGAACAAGAAACUUUCACAGCCAAGCUCACCCUCUCCCAAAACUCCAACUCCUUCAACGCCAGGGGAUACGCAGCCAAAUACACCUGCCCCUGUUCCUCCACCUGAAGAAGGAAUAAAAGUAGAAGAAGGAGCCAAUGCUAAAGAGCAAGGAGAGUCAUCUGAACCAGAGAAAGAGCUCAGUGCCUCUGCUACUGAAACAGAGGUCCCUAUGGAGUGUGCCCAGCCCGUGGAGACACCGCCACAGGAAGCAAAAUCCCCAGUGAACCCCACAGAAGCAGAUGAAAAAAAAGUAGAGGAACCAGAGGUGAAGGAAAGACCAGAUGAGCCAAUGGAAGUGGAAAGCAAAGCUGAUGUGGAGAAAGUGGAAGACAGAGCACCUAUUGAGAAUCCCCCUGAACCUCCCAUAAUCACCCUGGAUGAGAAAGAUGAGAAAAAGGAUGAUGAUAAGAGAGAUGUGGUGAUGCUGCAGAAUGGAGAGAUGCUGAAGGAGUCGGUAGAUGAAAGGCACAAGAAGGCAGUAAAGCAGCGCUUCAUGUUCAACAUAGCAGAUGGUGGCUUCACUGAACUACACUCCCUGUGGCAGAAUGAAGAGCGGGCUGCAACUGUCACAAAGAAGACCUAUGAGAUCUGGCAUCGGCGUCACGACUACUGGCUCCUUGCUGGGAUUAUCAAUCAUGGCUACGCCCGUUGGCAGGAUAUUCAGAAUGAUCCACGUUACGCCAUCCUCAAUGAACCCUUCAAGGGUGAGAUGAACAGGGGAAACUUCCUGGAAAUAAAGAAUAAAUUCUUGGCGAGGAGAUUUAAGCUCCUGGAGCAGGCGCUGGUGAUCGAGGAGCAGUUGCGGCGAGCUGCCUAUCUGAACAUGUCAGAGGACCCAUCUCAUCCAUCGAUGGCUCUGAACACGCGCUUUGCAGAGGUGGAAUGCCUGGCUGAGAGCCACCAGCACCUAUCCAAGGAGUCAAUGGCUGGGAAUAAACCAGCCAAUGCUGUGCUGCACAAAGUUCUGAAGCAGUUGGAGGAGCUUUUGAGUGACAUGAAGGCAGAUGUGACUCGUUUGCCUGCCACCAUUGCCCGGAUCCCCCCUGUGGCAGUACGCCUCCAGAUGUCGGAGCGCAACAUCCUAAGCCGGCUGGCCAACCGCAGCAGUGAGCCCCCUCCACCGCCACCUCCCCAACAAGUGGCCCAGCAGCAGUGAGUCCCUGGCCCAAUGCUGUUGACCUUUUGGCCAAGCUGAAGUGACCCCCCCUCCCCACCCCACCCCUUCACGCUCUACCCCUCUGCCUGACAUUCCUGACUGGGUGCUGUUUCCCUCCAUGGAAGCUGUGGUGCAGGUCUCUGGGAGGAGAAGGAACUCCUUCCUCUGCCGCCAGCCCGUUGGAGCAAGGAGUGUGCUUAGGAAAGAGGGGGAUGUAUGAUGGACUCUGUACAUAGUGACUGGAGGCCACAGCGCCAUGUCUGUUACACGGAGAACCUGGCUGCAUUGCUUGCUGCCUCCGCCUGGAAUUCCAGUUUUUGUUUUUAAUUUUAUUUUGAGUUUGUUUACUGAGAUGAGUGCGCAGGCAAGACCAAGCAAAAGCCAGGACAGAGACAAAGCUACCUCCAUCAAGAUCCUUUUUAAUAGAAAAAACUGACUGGACUUGUCUACUAAUAAGCAGCUUGAAGACAAAAACAAAAAAAAAAAAACAGAACAAAACCUUGGUAAAACUGAAAAAUAAAGUUUCCUUGUAUUUUA